This is a messenger RNA of Galendromus occidentalis (western predatory mite), 2197 nucleotides long. RefSeq names its product serine/threonine-protein kinase PLK1. Gene Ontology annotation, biological process: mitotic spindle organization; protein phosphorylation. The coding region runs from base 1 to 2094 and encodes 697 amino acids. The record is from RefSeq and is a predicted model, not a curated record. NCBI's taxonomy places the organism in Eukaryota, Metazoa, Arthropoda, Arachnida, Mesostigmata, Phytoseiidae. Gene Ontology annotation, molecular function: protein serine/threonine kinase activity; protein binding; ATP binding. The transcript is spliced from 13 exons. Gene Ontology annotation, cellular component: nucleus; spindle pole; kinetochore.
AUGACUUCUCUCGGCUGCGUGCUGUCAGUGCAGCAGCAGAACUACCACCACAGCCACCACCUGACUCCGAACUCGAGUCCCAAAACGGAAAGCCUCACAGUGUCCAGGUCUCGGUCGCUGUCUCGUCGGAGCACGCCGAACAGCCUGACAGAAGGCGGCAGAAGCUACGAUGGAAUACGAGCUGGAGGCAGUGCUGAUUCAGGAUGUGUCACUCCGAAUGAGAUUCUGUCCGGCUCGGAUCUGGCCAGAGACAAGAGUCAUUCGGCUAAACUUCAAGCAAACAAUAACAAUACGAUUGAAGUUCCGGAAUACGUCAUCGACCGCCAAACGAAGAUCACUUACCUCAAGGGGAAGUUCCUCGGAAAGGGAGGCUUCGCCCGUGUACAUGAAUUGACAGACCUCACGUCGAAUCGGACCUACGCGGGAAAAAUCAUCCCGAGAUCGCGGUUGACGACGAGCGAUCAGCGGAAAAAGCUCUACCGAGAGAUCGAGAUCCACGAACCGCUGUCUCACAAACACGUCGUGCGAUUCCACCAUUUUUUCAAAGAUGAAAUGAAUGUCUACAUUGUUCUGGAGUACUGCCCCCGAAAGUCGCUGGUACACGUACUGAAAAACCGUAAAGUACUAACGGAACCCGAAGUGCGGUUCUUCAUGGCUCAGCUCGUCGACGGCGUCAAGUACAUCCAUUCGCAAGGUGUGAUGCACCGGGACUUGAAACUGGGAAACAUGUUCCUGUCCGACAAUAUGCAAGUUAAAAUUGGCGAUUUCGGACUCGCUGCCAAAGCACACAAUAUCAAUCACGACGGUUCUAAGAAAAUAACGGUCUGCGGAACGCCGAACUACAUUGCUCCUGAAGUUCUCAUGCUGAAAGGGCACGGUUUCGAAGCUGAUGUCUGGGCCAUAGGCUGUAUCAUGUAUGCGAUGCUGGUCGGUUGUCCUCCUUUCGAGACGUCCUCGUUGAGCGACACGUACGAAAGGAUCACCAACAACGUGUACUCGAUCCCGGAAAAUAUCUCGGAACCGGCCCAAGAGCUCAUCCAAUGGCUGCUCCGUCCCCGACCGCAAGACAGGCCGACACUGGACCAGAUCCUCCAACACGAUUUCUUCACUUCAGGCUAUAAUCCGAGGCAACUGAGUUCGACGUGCUGCUAUUCUGCCCCGCGCUUCUACAGCAAAAGCCCGGACAGAGAAAAAGACGCGACCAACAAGCUCACCGCCAUGGUUGCCAACAUCAACAUCGACCCGCCGCCGCAGGGUACAAAGACGCCCCGGAGCCCCGCGGGUUCUCCCGUACUCAAACCGAACUCACCGAACCGCCUGGGCAAGAGCUCGUUCCCUCAAGCCUUCCGGCAACGGAUCCAUUCUGUAUUGUGUCCAGACACCGCAGGACUCAAGAAGAACAAGAUGGGCACCACAAUGCUCCUGCACAGAACUCUGUCGAAGGCCGUUGAGCAAAUAUCAGACUUGGCAUCCGAGGUGAACCCGGUCCCCGUGAGCGGAGUUUGCGUUCCGUUCGUGACGAAAUGGAUCGACUACUCCAACAAAUAUGGUUUUGGCUUCCAACUGUCCGACCACAGCGUGGGCGUUCUUUUCAACGACACUACGCGGAUCAGCUAUUCAUCGAAUCGACAGAGGGUCGAGUACCAUGAAAUCAGCGGCAAGAUGAGCGUUUUCACCCCAGGCUCGAUACCGCCAGCCCUUGAAGAUCGCUUCAAUGUUUUGAAGUACUUCGCUAACUACAUGGAAGAAAAUCUCAACGAGGGUGGCGACUUGGAACAGCAGCAGGAAGCGAUGCGUCGCAAACAAUGCAUCCCCUUCAUGAAACGCUGGGUGCGGACGAACCAGGCGAUUGUCAUGCAACUUUCUUGCAGCACAAUACAGGUGAACUUCUUGUCGGACCACACGAAAAUGGUGGUCAAUUGUGAACGGCCCUCGGAUCCCUUGUUGAUGUACAUCAACGAAGACCGGAAGGGAACGACGUACGCGCUCAACGAACUCUCCAGGGUCGGCUGUUCACCGGCGAUCCGCUCGCGGAUCCAGUACGCGCUCAACACGUUGCAGGACUUGAUCAAGAUGCAGCAGCAGCAAAUCUAGGAGCGAUCAUCGACGUUCUCGAGCGGGCCGAUAACGAGGAUGCCGACUUUCCGAACGACGACGACGACGAUGAUGAUGAUGAAGCGAAUGGAAAUGAGGAACU